Molecule: messenger RNA, 729 nt
Organism: Pogonomyrmex barbatus (red harvester ant)
Lineage: Eukaryota; Metazoa; Arthropoda; Insecta; Hymenoptera; Formicidae
Product: invertebrate-type lysozyme 3
Molecular function (GO): lysozyme activity
Source: RefSeq, a predicted model, not a curated record
AGCGAUCGUCGAGAGCAACUCGAACCAGUCUCGACCAGUGCGCUAAUAGACAUCACUCCUUACGAAUCAGCAAAUCUCCAAGAUGUUUGUGAGAAUCUCGUGGAUCGUCGCGACAAUAAUCGCUCUAUUUUGCGUUUAUACCUACGCUCAAAAUCAACCUGUAUCGCGAACCUGUUUAGGCUGUAUAUGUGAAGCAAGCUCGGGAUGUAACACCACUAUUGGUUGUCGAGGCAAUGGAGUAUGUGGACCUUUUGGCAUAACAUGGGCUUACUGGUCUGACUCUGGAAAACCAACUUUAAACGGCGAAACGAAUACUAAUGACGCCUACGCCAGAUGCGUUAAUGAUGUAUAUUGCGCUGCACGUGCGGUACAGGGCUACAUGGCUAAAUUUAGUCACGAUUGCACUGGAAAUGGAGUGGUCGACUGCGAAGAUUAUUUGCGUAUCCAUCAAUUAGGCGCAAAUGGCUGUACCGGCCAGCUAAAUAGUAAAUUCGAGAAUAGAUUCAAACUGUGCUUACGAACCUUCCAGCGACAAUAAGUGUCACACGUCAAUUAAACAAUCUAUUGAUUGUUCUAAUAUGUUGUAUGCAUAUGCAACGAAAACUCAUCAUCUAUUUUUAUCCAGUACUUGAGAAAUAAUUAAUAGUUCAAGUAAAUAGCUUCACUUACUAGUUUCAUUCAAUAUAACGUAUUUAUAAAGUAUGUUAUACAAAAAAAUCAAUUGAAAAU